Suillus fuscotomentosus is the source of this 327-nucleotide messenger RNA. RefSeq lists its product as uncharacterized. The coding region runs from base 1 to 327 and encodes 108 amino acids. The transcript has 3 exons. NCBI's taxonomy places the organism in Eukaryota, Fungi, Basidiomycota, Agaricomycetes, Boletales, Suillaceae. The record is from RefSeq and is a predicted model, not a curated record.
AUGUCUAACGCGUCGAACAUGCAGAAUAACAACGGACUGAAUAACAAUGAAAACAACAGAGCAUCCCUGCCCCAAAUUGCAAGGGCGCGCAACUUUCAAAUACCGGAUCGCUUACUCGCCGUAAUCUGGGAGACGAUGUCCAUCGCGUGCACAAGAGCCAAUCAGGCGUUACACAGCGACACGCAACUGCUCGACAUGGUCGAGCCUCCGGUUUGGACAGACGAAGAGACGGUGUUCCUAGUGCUUUGGAUUGCAAGAGAGCGAAGAAUUUUGGAGAUGGUGUUGACGCAGUUGGAAGUUUUACUGGGAUUGAGGCAUUCGUCCUAG